Echinostoma caproni is the source of this 234-nucleotide messenger RNA. The record is from the annotation of a GenBank genome assembly. Lineage: Eukaryota; Metazoa; Platyhelminthes; Trematoda; Plagiorchiida; Echinostomatidae.
AUGAUCUUAGAUUCUAGUAAUCUUUCCAUCUAUACUCUUUACCUGUUUGAUCUUUGUCUGACCACACAGGAGAGUCCAUUCUUGUUCGGCGGUCCCCUGGCGGAGUCUACAUCCGGUCCUUUUCGAGCACCUUCGUUGGAUCAGAACGCAAACGAUCGGGCGACUGACAACUGCAGGCGUCUAAAUCGGGAUCCGGUGAGUGGUGGAAUAUUUACAGCUUAUGUGGUUAUUUAG